AGCCGUCGCCAUCUCAGGGAGACCGGCGAGCUACGCCUAGAGCCCGCCCAUCGUUGCUGGUGGUCCGAGGAUCGGCGAGCCGAUGGUGUUCUACGGCCGGUUCUCUUCUCAACUCCACAUAAUCGAGGCAGGAAAGGGGGAAAGCCCUAAUUAUCCGAUUUGCAGUCGAGAGCGGAUGAGGUUGAUAAUUAGGCGUCGAACAAGAGUUUUGCCCCUUCUUCUAAGCCAAGGAGGUAUGAGAGAAAGGGGAGCUUUGGAUUGGAAUCGAGCAACGGUGGAGCGGAUUCAGGUAGUUGGAUGAAGGGUAGUUGGAUGAAGAUUAGAGAAGAGGAAGAAACCAAAUUUGGAAUGGAAGAGCAAGAGAUAGUGAUUGUUGGAGCUGGAAUUGCAGGUCUCGCAACAUCUUUAGGGCUGCACAGAUUGGGAAUUCGAAGCGUAGUUGUGGAGUCAGCAGAUAGCUUGAGAACUUCAGGAUUUGCUUUAGGAAUUUUAGCAAAUGGUUGGAGGGCACUGGAUGCUAUUGGCGUAGGCGACAUACUUCGCGCAAAACACCACAAACUUAGCAGAAUUGUGACUACAUCGGUUAACUCUGGGAUUCAGACUGCUGAGCUACCAUGUAGGGCUUCGCAUUCACAGGAUGAUCUGGAGUCUCGGUGUGUGAGUCGGAGAGUGCUGCUGGAAACACUAGAAAAUGAACUUCCAAGAGGUACAAUCAGGUACUCCUCCAAGGUGGUUCAUAUACAAAUUGAGGAUCGUGUCGAAUCUAUUCAUCUAUCCGGUGGAACUGUCCUGAAAACUAAGGUCUUGAUUGGAUGUGAUGGAGUGAACUCUGUGGUGUCCAAGUUCUUAGGCUUUAGUAAGCCGGCUUAUGCUGGUCGAGCAGCUGUUAGGGGCUUCGUGUAUUUUAAGGAUGGACAUGCUUUCGAGCCAAAGUUGAUGCAGUUCUUUGGGAAGGGUGUUAGAUUUGGUGUUAUCCCCUGUGAUGAUUAUACUGUUUACUGGUUUUUCACCUUUAGUCCUUCAUCUCAAGAGAAAGAGAUGGUGGAGGAUCCGGCCAAGUUGAAGCUAUUCAUGCUCAGCAAGCUGGGCAAGGUAUCUGAUGAGAUCAGGAGGCUGAUGUUAUGAGAAGCAAAUUGGAGACGGCGAAAGAGAGGAAGCUGAUGCUCGCUGCUGAAGUUCGGUUUCUACGGAAAAGGCAUAUAUACCUUGUGAAGACGAAGGAUGCGAAUUCACCUGUGCAAGAACAAAAUCUUGUACAAGCGCCAAACUCACUAAAGCGUGCUAAAAUCACAAAGUAGCAGCUUCUGAAUGGAAAAGAAGCGAGCCGGCAUAGAUUGCCUUCAGCUCCAGUACCCAUCUCCAAGAAGAAACGAGUUGCUCUGCCGAUGCUUCAUGUAGUAAAACAUGUAUUAACAGGCAACUUGUGUAGCUCGAAUUGUUGGAUGCUAUGUUAUAUAUGCUAAUAUUAUCUUGUCAAUGUUAUUUUAUUA
Messenger RNA from Salvia miltiorrhiza (redroot sage), 1490 nucleotides. Its product is annotated as monooxygenase 2-like. Bases 298 to 1125 code for a protein of 275 amino acids. Lineage: Eukaryota; Viridiplantae; Streptophyta; Magnoliopsida; Lamiales; Lamiaceae. The transcript is spliced from 8 exons. Gene Ontology annotation, molecular function: FAD binding. The record is from RefSeq and is a predicted model, not a curated record.